AUAACCAUAAUAAAUCCAUUACAUGUUUAUGUAAGUAGUUACUUUGUUUUCAAAAACAAAGUAUUUAGUGAGGAAAAUGCCACUGUUGUGACAUUUUUACAACUGUCUUGAAUGUUUGCCUGAAUAGAAGUUGGGGGACUUCUCAUAUCUGCUCCUGCCUUCACUCUGUUGCAACAUCCCAGGUCAUAUAGUCUCAGGAAAGCUCAUCUGUAUACUUUUGAGUAAACAAGUCAUCUUAGCAGAAUCUUGAAAAUCCAUGUGGCCUCAUGGAAUGCCUGAAAGGGCGUCAUAUCCCCGUUUCAUUUUCAUUUUGUCAGCCACUACUAUACACUGUUCAUGAGUUGUAUGAUCCUUGCUAUGUGGUACAUGUUCCAUCAAUUCUUUCUUUGCUUUGUUGCAGAGUCCUUUGGGCAGAACUAUCCAGAGGAAGCUGAUGGAACUUUGGAUUGUAUCAGCAUGGCUUUGACUUGCACCUUUAACAGGUGGGGCACACUGCUUGCAGUUGGCUGUAAUGAUGGCCGAAUUGUCAUCUGGGAUUUCUUGACAAGAGGCAUUGCCAAAAUAAUUAGUGCACACAUCCAUCCAGUGUGUUCUUUAUGCUGGAGCCGAGACGGCCAUAAGCUCGUGAGUGCCUCCACUGAUAACAUAGUGUCACAGUGGGAUGUUCUUUCAGGCGACUGUGACCAGAGGUUUCGAUUCCCUUCACCCAUCUUAAAAGUCCAGUAUCAUCCGCGAGAUCAGAACAAGGUUCUCGUGUGUCCCAUGAAAUCUGCUCCUGUCAUGUUGACCCUUUCAGAUUCCAAACAUGUUGUUCUGCCGGUGGAUGAUGACUCCGAUUUGAACGUUGUGGCAUCUUUUGAUAGGCGAGGGGAAUAUAUUUAUACAGGAAACGCAAAAGGCAAGAUUUUGGUCCUAAAAACGGAUUCUCAGGAUCUUGUUGCUUCCUUCAGAGUAACAACUGGAACAAGCAAUACCACGGCCAUUAAGUCAAUUGAGUUUGCCCGGAAGGGGAGUUGCUUUUUAAUUAACACAGCAGAUCGAAUAAUCAGAGUUUAUGAUGGCAGAGAAAUCUUAACAUGUGGAAGAGAUGGAGAGCCUGAACCUAUGCAGAAAUUGCAGGAUUUGGUGAAUAGGACCCCAUGGAAGAAAUGUUGUUUCUCUGGGGAUGGGGAAUACAUCGUGGCAGGUUCUGCACGGCAGCACGCCCUCUACAUCUGGGAGAAGAGCAUUGGCAACCUGGUGAAAAUUCUCCAUGGGACGAGAGGAGAACUCCUCUUGGAUGUAGCUUGGCAUCCUGUUCGACCCAUCAUAGCAUCCAUCUCCAGUGGAGUGGUAUCUAUCUGGGCACAGAAUCAAGUAGAAAACUGGAGUGCAUUUGCACCAGACUUCAAAGAAUUGGAUGAAAAUGUAGAAUAUGAAGAAAGGGAAUCAGAGUUUGAUAUUGAAGAUGAAGAUAAGAGUGAGCCUGAGCAGACAGGGGCUGAUGCUGCGGAAGAUGAGGAAGUGGAUGUCACCAGUGUGGACCCUAUCGCUGCCUUCUGUAGCAGUGAUGAAGAGCUGGAAGAUUCAAAGGCUCUAUUGUAUUUACCCAUUGCCCCUGAGGUAGAAGACCCAGAAGAAAAUCCUUAUGGCCCCCCACCGGAUGCAGUCCAAACCUCCUUGAUGGAUGAAGGGGCUAGUUCAGAGAAGAAGAGGCAGUCCUCAGCAGAUGGGUCCCAGCCACCUAAGAAGAAGCCCAAAACAACCAAUAUAGAACUUCAAGGAGUACCAAAUGAUGAAGUCCAUCCACUACUGGGUGUGAAGGGGGAUGGCAAAUCCAAGAAGAAGCAAGCAGGCCGGCCUAAAGGAUCAAAAGGUAAAGAGAAAGAUUCUCCAUUUAAACCGAAACUCUACAAAGGGGACAGAGGUUUACCUCUGGAAGGAUCAGCGAAGGGUAAAGUGCAGGCGGAACUCAGCCAGCCCUUGACAGCAGGAGGAGCAAUCUCAGAACUGUUAUGAAGACCUUUGAAGUUCUUCAUUCUUUCCCACUUUGCCAUCAUGUGGCCUCUGGACACUGUGGUCAGUCAUUUGAAAAUUGACUUUAAUUUAAAACAAAGGCGUGUGCCUCCCACCCAGGAGGUGGGAGGGUGAAUUUUAUGUUUAAAUGAAGAAGUGAAUUAUGGAAGAAGAGUAUACGACCUUCCCUUCCCUUUCAAGCAUAAGUCCAAAUAGACUCUCAGGAAUGAAGAUUUGUGAAGACAUCAGAUAGGAAUUUUGACUCAUUUAAACUUUGAUGCCUAGUUAUGUUGCUGGAGAAAAAAUACCUGUGUUUUGCUCAUCUAACUUUAUUGUACCCAGCGUCAUUUUGACCUGUCAUUUCCUAUCUCCCAUUUGCCUUCUGUCCUCAAUGCAUGUCCUCGAGUGACUUCUUAUCUGAAAUUUUGCUACUGGUAUCCUAGGAAAACUUUUGUUGCAUACUCUCAUUUUAAACUUCUCCUCUCCCCUAAUACCUCCUAUAUUUCCAUAUUGUGUGCAAAGGAUGGGCAGAAAAGAAAGUGCUUGAAAGAUUUCAAAUUUUCAGAAAGGGAACAAUGAAGGCCCUCUCUUCCUCCCAUACCACAUUUUGCCCAAGAAGCCGGGCUGUAACAAUUCAGGGUUUUCCCUUGUUUUCCUCUCAUUGCAUGUUUCCCUCCAAUCUUGGUUCAUUGUCAUUAAUCAUGGUUUUUGAAGAUAGCUAGUUUUAUCCAUCUCCAGCAAUGAAUCAUCAGUAGUUUAUAUUGCUUUACCUGUGCUGGCUUCCAGAGAUGGAAACAAACCCAGGUGUCUCUCAACAAGCUACUUUUUUACUGGGUUGGGGGAAUCUAUGCAAGGAGUAAAGUAAAACCAUCCGAAUCAAAGCAGCAAACCACAUAGUUCAAAUCAAAGAUCAAGGUGAAUUUUUUGUAUCACUGCCUGUGGAAAUCUAGCCUCAUCAGUCAUUGCGUUUUUCCCUUCCUGUACCUGUGCUCCUUUUUCUUACUGUGUUUUCAGUCACUUCCUUUCUGUGAAAGGUUGCUUAGCUUUUUUUUUUUUUUUUUUUUUUGACAUUUGUUGUUCUUUAUAUAAAAAUAGCAGAUUGGAUAGAUGUGUACAUUUGAUGUUUGAAAUUCUCUGAAAAUC
Messenger RNA from Mandrillus leucophaeus (drill), 3138 nucleotides. It is a transcript of the gene RBBP5, whose product is annotated as retinoblastoma binding protein 5. The transcript has 13 exons. Gene Ontology annotation, molecular function: protein binding. Gene Ontology annotation, cellular component: Set1C/COMPASS complex. Bases 337 to 1998 code for a protein of 553 amino acids. The record is from RefSeq and is a predicted model, not a curated record. NCBI's taxonomy places the organism in Eukaryota, Metazoa, Chordata, Mammalia, Primates, Cercopithecidae.